UCAACGACCACAACUUGUGGCUAUCAAAGGAUGAACCUAUUUCACUCUCUCCAUCUUUGAUCUCACUUUUCUCUCUCUUUCUGCAACCUUCACAAUAAUGGCGACUUCCUUCAAUCUUCCAACUCUUCAAGGCCAUCGUCUUCUUCACAAAUCUCACUUUCUUGGUCACACCCAAUUCACCAAUCUCAAUCUUAAUCACAAAUCAUCAUCUUCUUUCCCAACAUCCAAGCAUCAAAUCAUAAACCCAUCUGCAAAAUUCAAUCUUUUCGAAAUCUUGGGAGGCAGAGGUCUCUGUAAUGGAGAAGAAGGCCUUCAACAGGAACUCAAAAAACCACCACCAGAAAGAUCACCACCACCCACCUCCACCACCGCCGGGGAAGAAAACCCACCAUCACCUCUAGAAAAUGUACCUGAAAAUGCAUUCGAGAAGGAGUUAUUAGGACUAACCGGUGGAUUCCCAGGUGGUGAGAAGGGUCUCAAAGACUUCAUCGAGAAAAACCCACCUCCUAAAAAACCACCACCACCACCACCGUCAACCACCGCAGCUGGAUUCGAUCAGAGCUUGGUCAGCCGGAAAGCGAAAGCCCCAGAAUUGCCGCUGCUGAUGCCGGGAAUGAUUGCGAUUGUGAAGAAUCCAAACAGUCCUUAUCAUAUGUAUUGUGGGAUUGUGCAACGGAUUACUGAUGGAAAAGCUGGAGUGCUGUUUGAAGGUGGGAAUUGGGAUCGAUUGAUUACUUUCCGACUGAAUGAGCUUAAACGCCGGGAGAAGGGACCUCCGAUGGUCAGCCCACGAUCAGUGGUGCUUGAAGAACUGAUAGAAAAGAGUAGCUCUUGAUGGUCGAUUGUAUUUAUGUUUUGAAUUUAUGAAGGAUUAAUGGAACUUUGUAUGUACAAAUAAUCAUGUUUGGAUUCAUAUCAUGUGUAUAUAGAGUUCUUUUCUUCUA
Molecule: messenger RNA, 944 nt
Organism: Cynara cardunculus var. scolymus (artichoke)
Lineage: Eukaryota; Viridiplantae; Streptophyta; Magnoliopsida; Asterales; Asteraceae
Product: NAD(P)H-quinone oxidoreductase subunit S, chloroplastic
Exons: 1
Coding region: 98-835 (245 amino acids)
Biological process (GO): photosynthetic electron transport chain
Source: RefSeq, a predicted model, not a curated record